CUGAUUGUGUUGCUUAUGUAUUAUUAAUUUUAUGUAAAAGACAUAUUCAUGACUGAUAAAGGUCAACUCAAGCAAUGGCAAUGAGUAGCUGGACACUCUUUCUCUUCUCUUUGAUGGUAGUACUUUGUUCUGCAAAGCUACCAAUGUUCUCAUGGGAUACAUUACCAGUGUUCUUUCAUUCUUGCAAUGUAACUGGCUUAUAUUCUGAGGAAUCAAUCAAAACCAUUGCCAAGUUCCAAAUGGUUACUAUUGAGAAGUCACAAAGUCACCUUGUCUCUGGAGUAGAUGAUGAAGAUGACAUGAUGCGUGUCAUGAAAAUGGUAAAGGAUGUCAAUCCAAAUGCUGCCACAUACUUCUACAUGCCAUCAUUUAAAGUUCAUCCUCAAAUGUCAAAAAUGACAAGAGAACUAGAUCAGCAUCCAGACUGGUACCUAAGAGACAGUAAUGGAACUAAAGUUAGAAAUAGACAAGGUUAUUAUGCAUUUGAUGUAUCUAAACCUGAUCUAAGACAGUGGUGGAAAAACUUUUGUCUCAAUGCUCUUAAAGUUACGAAUGGCGAUGGAUGUUAUUCUGACUCAUCCCAACGCUAUAAUACAACUUUCAAGCCGCCAUUGUCACCAGAGAAGGAGAAGGCAUGGGGAGAUGGUCUACUCGAACUUUCUAAAGAAGUACAACAGGCUUUAGGGGAUGACAGACUGCUCAUUGGGAAAGUUGCUAAUCAGUCGUAUGUCAAAGCAGUUCAAAUUGAAUACUUUUAUGCACGUAAUUCUUCAAUAGUUGAGCUAAUGCUUGCUGUUGAAGUUGGACAGGUUGUACAAGCUCAUGUACCAAUCACACAAAACUGUUGUGAUGACAUAACUAAUUUUGAAGCUGCUUUUCUCAUUGGAGCUGGAAAAUAUAGCUACUUUGGAUGUGGCAUAUGGAGUACUCCAAAUGAUGACACUAAUGCAUUUAUCUGGAGACCAGAAUAUGAUAAGCCACUGGGAGCUCCUAAUGGUCCUGCUACUUACAAGAAUGGUGUCUGGAGGAGAGAAUUCUCUCGUGGAACAACUGUUGAGUUUGAUACAAGCACUAACACUGGAACUAUAAAAUGGGGGACUUAGUCAACUGUAUAGCUACUUUUAUUCAUU
Amphimedon queenslandica is the source of this 1130-nucleotide messenger RNA. RefSeq lists its product as uncharacterized. The record is from RefSeq and is a predicted model, not a curated record. Bases 75 to 1103 code for a protein of 342 amino acids. NCBI's taxonomy places the organism in Eukaryota, Metazoa, Porifera, Demospongiae, Haplosclerida, Niphatidae. The transcript is spliced from 2 exons.